Molecule: messenger RNA, 2457 nt
Organism: Pangasianodon hypophthalmus (striped catfish)
Lineage: Eukaryota; Metazoa; Chordata; Actinopteri; Siluriformes; Pangasiidae
Gene: aldh5a1
Product: aldehyde dehydrogenase 5 family, member A1 (succinate-semialdehyde dehydrogenase)
Exons: 10
Coding region: 115-1656 (513 amino acids)
Biological process (GO): GABA catabolic process
Molecular function (GO): succinate-semialdehyde dehydrogenase (NAD+) activity
Source: RefSeq, a predicted model, not a curated record
GACGUUGAGAGCGUCAGCUCCUGUGUAGGGACUCAAACUGACAGCGCUGGAUUCUGACUCCGGGUCCGUUGUAGCUCAGCGGCCUCCUCAGUGUCAUACAGUCUGAUUCGUGCAAUGGGCAGUUUCUGGCUUGCAAAUAGCAGGUGUUUUGUUCGCCAUAUCUUUCCGAGACUACCAAGCAUGCUGAGCCGCCAGUACAGCCUGAAUAUUUCCGCCGAGCUGCUGCGGACCGAGGGCUUCAUCAAUGGCCGCUGGGUGUCCGCCUCCUCCACCUUCCCCGUGCUGGAUCCAGCCACUGGACAAGAGCUGGCUCGAGUCUCAGACUGCGGGCCUCAGCAGGCUCAGGAAGCUGUUCAAGCCGCGUACAAAGCGUUUCACUCAUGGAAGACUCAGACUGCAAAGGAAAGGAGCCUUCUGCUACGGAAAUGGUUUGAACUGGUCAAUCAGCACAAGGAGGAUCUGGCCAAGCUUAUUACAGCAGAGUGUGGCAAGCCCAUGAAGGAGUCCCUAGCUGAGAUUGCGUACUCUGCAUCUUUUCUUGAGUGGUUCUCAGAGGAAGCCCGUCGCGUCUACGGAGACAUCGUGGCCCCGGCAGCCAAGGACCGCAAGAUACUGCUGCUCAAACAGCCAGUGGGCGUGGCCUCUAUAAUCACCCCAUGGAACUUCCCCAGUGCCAUGAUCACCAGAAAGGUGGGAGCGGCCAUGGCAGUCGGCUGUACUGUAGUAGUGAAGCCGGCUGAAGACACACCCCUUUCUGCUCUAGCACUUGCUGAGCUAGCAGUGCAGGCUGGAAUCCCUCCUGGAGUGUUUAACGUGGUACCCUGCUCAAAGGAGAAGACCCCUAUCGUGGGUGAAAUCCUCUGCACCGACCCUCUGGUGGCUAAAAUCUCAUUCACCGGCUCUACUGCCACCGGCAAGAUACUGCUGAGGCAUGCUGCAGAAACCGUCAAGAAGGUGUCGAUGGAGCUGGGUGGACACGCUCCCUUCAUCGUCUUUGACAGUGCAGAUGUGGACAAAGCUGUAGCUGGGGCAAUGGCCUCCAAAUUUAGAAACUCAGGCCAAACCUGCGUAUGCUCCAACCGCUUCCUGGUGCAGAGUGGGAUCUACAAUGUGUUUAUGGAGAAGCUGGGGAAGGCCAUGGACAAAGACCUGCGAAUGGGCCAUGGGUUUGAUCCCACAACCACACAAGGGCCCCUCAUCAAUGUCCGUGCUGCUGAGAAGGUGGAGCAUCAGAUCACGGAUGCUGUCUCACAAGGGGCUGUAGUAGUGAAAGGUGGGAAGAGACUUGAGGGAUCUUUCAUGCAGCCCACACUGCUGUCCAACGUCACAACGGACAUGCUGUGUAUGCAAGAGGAGACUUUUGGUCCCCUGAUACCAGUUCUCAAAUUCAACACAGAAGAGGAGGCUCUUGCCAUUUCUAACGCAUCGCCGGUUGGAUUAGCAGGCUACUUUUUCUCUCAGGACCUGAGUCAGAUCUGGCGAGUGGCCGAGCAGUUGGAGGUGGGAAUAGUUGGGGUGAACGAGGCUCUUGUCUCCGCAGCAGAAGCCCCGUUUGGUGGGGUUAAACAAUCAGGCCUGGGCAGAGAGGGCUCUAAAUAUGGCAUUCAUGAAUAUCUGGAAGUGAAGUACAUGUGUAUUGGUGGGCUUAAUAUCUAAGCAUGGUUCUGCUACUGAUUUUUUUUUUCUUGCUGAAAAAAAGGCAAUAAUGAAAGCACAUUAAUUAGAGCACUGUGAAUCAAACCAUUCCUUUCAUUCAGAACAAAUGAAAGGGGAUUACAGGAAUUGAUACAUAUGUCAAGUGAAAAGCACCUUUUUGAAAGAGAAAAAAAAAGAUUAAACCAGUAAGUAGAUGGAAAGUAGAUAUUUCAAAUUUUCCUAUAUGUAUGUUUAUGAUCAUUGUAUUAAUAUUAACUGUUGAUAUCCAGCCAAUACUUUGUAGUGCGAUGUAUGCUGGAACCACUUUGCAUCAUCAGUGGUACUUAUCUCACUUCAUCCACCUAAUAUUCACUGAGUAAACUGCAUCGGAUUGUAGAAACUUGUUCUGAACCUAAAUGCAUAACUUACACCCUCUCUGGUUUGAACUGUCUCUGAUGAAGUGUAGUUUACAGUGAAAAAGCACAUUAGAAGUUUACAAAAAAAAAAAUAAUAAUAAUCUUGAGUCCCUGUUAAAUGUAUUGAGUAAAUGGUGUUUCUGCAGUUGUAUGGCCGAAAGUAUUGUGAAUAAUUGUUGUAUUAAGGAUUUUAUUUUUGUAAAAAAGUUUACUACCUUUGAUUAAAAAAAAAAAAGGCUAACAAGCGAUGAACUAAUAUAAACAUAUAAUAUUAAAGUUCAGGGAAAUAUUGUGUUCAGUCAAAUAUACUGAAAGUGCCAUGGAUCCCUGGACCGUUUUGCUUCUUUUUGUUUUUAAUAUCUGAAUAAUUUCUUUGUCCCUGAAUAAAUGUAAUUUGCUGUAUUAA